Vitis vinifera (wine grape) is the source of this 823-nucleotide messenger RNA. RefSeq lists its product as uncharacterized. The record is from RefSeq and is a predicted model, not a curated record. The transcript is spliced from 3 exons. NCBI's taxonomy places the organism in Eukaryota, Viridiplantae, Streptophyta, Magnoliopsida, Vitales, Vitaceae. Bases 217 to 558 code for a protein of 113 amino acids.
UGGCCCUUUAUUUUUCUUCAUUAACCUUGAGUCAAGCUUUCUCCUUUUGAAUCUUUGAACUUGCUUGCUCAAGUAGUCACAUCGCAUUUUAGAGGAAGACUGAGAAUUAUAUACAUAUAAAUAUAUAUAGAGAGGGAGAAAAAGGCGCAGGUAUUAACGUACGUAGUUAGCUUACAAUCAAGAAGCUAGAUCUCCGGUGCUGUCUCCAACAAUAAUAUGAUGGAAAAGGCUUAUUCCCUCUUUCUUUGCGUUCUCUUGAUUUUAGUCCUCUUCUUGCCAUCCACAGCAGCUGGAAGAGCACUGCUUCAGACAGCUCAAACGGAGGGUGAGGGUGGAAACCACGGCGGAAAUGAUGGGAGUAAAGUGGGAGUAACAGGCAGUCGCUCCAAACCUGCCCCCUCCAAAACUGGAGUUUCAUCUCCCUCCAAACCGACCCCCGUCGAGUCUACAAACAGCAGAAAAGCUGCUGUGUCAUGCGGUCAAGGGAAACGGUACUCUGCAUGUAUGCCCAGAUCGAUUCCAGCUAAAUGCACCACAUAUUCACGUAACUGCCACUGAAGCUUUUGAAGUUGAAGUAAAGUGGAAAAUCCAGAACGAGGAAAACAAUAGUGAUAAUUAUUCAUACUUACGCUCGUGACUGUAGUUCACAAAGUAGAAUGCCCGCCUUACCAAGAAACUGGUUUCUUGGUGUGUGGAAAUUGUAUGUUUAAUUGGCUAGCUGGUUCUUGUGUUAUCUCUCUCUCCCUCUCUCACUCUUCCCUGGGAAUUACGGCUAUAUGGAGACCAUAAUAAUAAUAAUAGUUGUAUUUUGAAUUGUGCACCA